ACCCAACCAUGGCUGAAGCAUUAAAGAUUGUCACAUCCCAAAGUACAGAGUGUCCAGUGUGUCUUUCUACAUUCACCGAUCCCAAGAUCCUGUCUUGUUCCCAUACGUUCUGCAAUGCAUGCCUGGACAACCUCUUAGAAUGCCGCGGUAACUCCCAGAUCCGGUGUCCUGUCUGCAGAGCUGUCACGCAGGUCCCACACCAAGAUGUCGGCAAACUACAGGUAAAUCUUGCUUUGAAAAGUCUGAUAGAUGAUAUGAAGGGCCAACCUCAGAUUUGCACAAAUUGCAAAUCCGAUGACAAGCCCCAUGCUGAUGUCUACUGCCAAGACUGCGGCAAGUAUCUCUGCACAUCUUGUCUUAAUAAGCACUAUCAGUUGGAAGGCUCCAUCGGCCAUGACGUCAUUGCCAUGAGCGAGAUCUCAUCAGGCAAGGUGCCUGUACGUAGAUACCGCAAAUGCAGUACACACAAGAAAAAAGAUGAGGAUUGCUUCUGUUCCACCUGCAGGAGAUUCACAUGCUUCAGAUGUAAUGUUAUGGAACAUACGAGAAAAGGACACACGGUCAUCGAGAGAGCUGCUUAUGAGGACAAACACAUGAAGAACAUCGGAGACCUGAAAUCAAAGGUGGAGAAGAAAAGAUCAUGCUUUCAGAAGUACAUUGAUUUCAUAGAUGAAGAAUGGAAGAAUGCUGACAUUGCUAAGAAACGAUGUACCAAGGACAUAAAAAAACAUACGAUGAAGCAGUCCGGCAGUUGA
Lytechinus variegatus (green sea urchin) is the source of this 755-nucleotide messenger RNA. Its product is annotated as E3 ubiquitin-protein ligase TRIM33-like. Bases 9 to 755 code for a protein of 248 amino acids. NCBI's taxonomy places the organism in Eukaryota, Metazoa, Echinodermata, Echinoidea, Temnopleuroida, Toxopneustidae. The transcript has a single exon. Gene Ontology annotation, biological process: positive regulation of DNA-templated transcription. Gene Ontology annotation, molecular function: ubiquitin-protein transferase activity; zinc ion binding. The record is from RefSeq and is a predicted model, not a curated record. Gene Ontology annotation, cellular component: nucleoplasm; chromatin.